Molecule: messenger RNA, 237 nt
Organism: Symbiodinium sp. CCMP2456
Lineage: Eukaryota; Dinophyceae; Suessiales; Symbiodiniaceae
Source: the annotation of a GenBank genome assembly
GUCUCUUCGUCGGCGGCCCACAGCCCGGGACUGGGCGGUCGCAGCAUUACCUGUCGGGGGUCCAUCGUGAACGGGACAGCGAUCGCCCAUCCACCUCGGAUCGAGGAGCCGUAUCCAAAUGACGUGGUUGCGAAGACGAACGUAGAGUGGGUGGAGUGGGACUACGCCGACCUCAUGGAUGCCAUGAAGGAGGAUCCCACUAUCCAAGCGAGCGUCGUCUCCAUCCUCUUCCACGAG